Messenger RNA from Tilletiaria anomala UBC 951, 752 nucleotides. RefSeq names its product RBP11-like subunits of RNA polymerase. Gene Ontology annotation, cellular component: RNA polymerase I complex; RNA polymerase III complex. Gene Ontology annotation, biological process: DNA-templated transcription. Gene Ontology annotation, molecular function: DNA binding; DNA-directed RNA polymerase activity; protein dimerization activity. NCBI's taxonomy places the organism in Eukaryota, Fungi, Basidiomycota, Exobasidiomycetes, Georgefischeriales, Tilletiariaceae. The record is from RefSeq and is a predicted model, not a curated record. The transcript is spliced from 4 exons. The coding region runs from base 147 to 629 and encodes 160 amino acids.
CAAUCUUUCCCAUCCGAUCCUGUGGUCCCCCAUUCCUAAGCGUACGGCAAGGAGAGUAGCCUAUUCUCAGCUCUAUACGCCGACAAUCAACAGAGGGGAGCAGCAGACUGGGACGUGCUGCUCAAAGCAGUCGGUUGACCGCCAAGAUGCGUCAGCUAGCAAUGACAGAUGCCGAGGGCGACUUUGUGCCCACUGCCCUCGAGCACAAGAUUUCAAUCCUCCCAGGCGCGGAACAAGACCUGUCCGCCGUCACUUUCUGCAUUAUGGAUGAAGAUCACACACUCGGCAAUGUGCUCCGAUGGAUGAUCAUGAAAGAUCCGCAAGUGGAGUUCUGCGGCUACAGCAUCCCACACCCUUCAGAAAGCAAGAUCCAUCUACGUAUACAGAUGUAUGACCGAAGGUCAUCCAUCAAGGCUCUCCGCAGCGCAUUGUCCAACCUCAACGAACUGUUCCUCUCCAUCGGGACCGCCUACGAGCGCGACUAUGCUGCCGGCAACUUUGAACGCUAUGAGGAGCCGCAGCUGGACCUCGACCAGCUGAGACUGGAUGCUGCCGAAGGCAGGCGACGGAGGGCCGAAGCGCAGCAAGAAAAGAAGAGCAAGGACAUAUCGCAGCGUGCCAAGGCAUAGUGUAUGCGUCAGUCGAGAGACGUCGGAGGAAUUGUGCCCUUUAGAAAGGGCAAGUCGGCAAUGUCUGUAUUUGUACCAGUAUAUCAACUGUAUCUAUUACGUUUAGCAUUACUUUGGGCGCCG